Molecule: messenger RNA, 2340 nt
Organism: Fonsecaea multimorphosa CBS 102226
Lineage: Eukaryota; Fungi; Ascomycota; Eurotiomycetes; Chaetothyriales; Herpotrichiellaceae
Product: urease
Exons: 3
Coding region: 1-2340 (779 amino acids)
Biological process (GO): urea catabolic process
Cellular component (GO): urease complex
Molecular function (GO): urease activity; nickel cation binding
Source: RefSeq, a predicted model, not a curated record
AUGUCCAUUGGGAAGACCAUGCUUGGUCGACGACAUGUCCUUCCCUCUGUUCUCUCCACCUUGACCGAGCUACAAGUCGAGGGUACCUUCAAGACUGGCACUUACCUCGUCACUGUCCAUCACCCAAUCAGUUCCGACGAUGGAGAUCUUGAAAAGGCUCUUUAUGGAAGCUUCCUUCCUGUGCCAUCGAAGGACGCAUUUCCCUUGCUAGACGAAAGUGAGUAUGAUAGUAAGAAAAUGCCAGGUGCCGUUGUUCCGGUCAAGGAAGGCAAGAUUACGUUGAACGAGGGACGGAAGAGAAUCCAGUUAAAGGUCACUAGCAAGGGCGAUAGACCAAUACAGAUUGGCUCUCAUUAUCACUUUAUUGAAACAAAUCCGCAACUUGAAUUUGACAGAGGCAGAGCAUAUGGUUUCCGUUUGGACAUCCCAGCAGGGACUUCGGUCCGUUUCGAACCUGGAGACACAAAGACAGUCACACUGGUCGAAAUUGCAGGCAACAAGACGAUACAUGGCGGAAACAACCUCGCUUCGGGUCCUGUUGAUGUAUCUCGUGCGGAAGAAAUCGUGCAGAAACUUCAGCAAGCUGGAUUUGCCCAUGUUACUGAACCCGCCGGUGACUUGGCCCAUAUAGACGUCGCAUCCAUGACCCGUGCAGACUAUGCCGGCAUGUUCGGUCCCACGACUGGCGAUCUUGUCCGGUUGGGGACGACAGACCUCUGGAUCAAAGUCGAAAAGGACUUGACAGUCUACGGUGAAGAAUGCAAGUUCGGUGGCGGGAAAACUCUUCGAGAAGGCAUGGGACAAGCAUCUGAUCGGAAAGAUGCUGAUGUGCUCGACACUGUCAUCACAAAUGCCCUUAUUGUCGACUGGUCCGGCAUCUACAAGGCUGAUGUUGGAAUCAAGGACGGUCUCAUUGUGGGCAUUGGCAAGGCUGGCAAUCCGGACGUCAUGGAGGGCGUCCAUCCCAACAUGAUAGUUGGCAAUGGCACCGAUGUCAUCGCAGGCGAGCACAGCAUCCUCACCGCGGGGGGUAUCGACUCGCACAUUCAUCUCAUCUGUCCUCAACAGGCCUAUGAAUCUGUCGCGGCCGGCAUAACCACUUACUUAGGAGGUGGCACCGGACCUAGCACAGGUACCAACGCAACGACCUGCACGCCCGGAAAAUGGCACAUGAAACAGAUGCUUCAAGCGAUCGACUCUCUUCCCAUCAAUUACGGUAUCACAGGUAAAGGAAAUGACAGCUCACCGGUUUCCCUCCGCGAGCAGUGCGAAGCUGGUGCCUGCGGUCUCAAAUUACAUGAAGACUGGGGCACCACUCCGGCCGCGAUCGAUACCUGUCUAUCAGUAUGUGAUGAAUACGACGUCCAAUGCCUCAUCCACACCGACACGCUCAACGAGUCUGGCUUCGUGGAAUCCUCCAUCGCCGCGUUCAAGGGCCGGACCAUCCACACGUACCACACCGAGGGUGCUGGCGGCGGGCACGCGCCCGACAUCAUUUCCGUGGUUGAACACGCCAACGUCCUUCCUUCGUCGACGAAUCCCACGAGACCGUUCACGAGGAACACGUUGGACGAGCACCUGGACAUGCUGAUGGUCUGUCACCACCUGUCCAAAAACAUUCCCGAGGAUGUCGCCUUUGCGGAAUCGCGCAUUCGCGCAGAGACCAUCGCCGCCGAAGACGUGCUCCACGACUUGGGUGCUAUCUCCAUGAUGUCGUCCGACUCGCAGGCCAUGGGUCGCUGCGGUGAGGUCAUCCUUCGGACGUGGAACACGGCGCACAAGAACAAACAGCAGCGUGGCACGCUGAAGGAAGACGAGGGCACCGACGCGGACAACUUCCGAGUCAAGAGGUAUGUGAGUAAGUAUACGAUCAACCCGGCGAUCGCGCAGGGGAUGAGUCACUUGGUGGGCAGCGUCGAGGUGGGCAAAGUGGCCGACCUGGUGCUUUGGAAGCCGAGCAUGUUUGGGACGAAGCCGAGUUUGGUGGUCAAGGGAGGAAUGAUCAACUAUGCGCAAAUGGGCGACCCCAACGCCUCGAUCCCCACGGUCCAACCGGUCCUCAUGCGGCCCAUGUUCGGCGCGCACGUCCCCUCACGGAACAUCACCUUCGUCUCCCAACACUCUCUGACAUCCGGCGUCGUGGCGAGCUACAACCUCUCGAAACGCGUCGAGGCCGUCAAGAACUGCCGCAACGUCGGCAAAAAGGACAUGAAGUUCAAUGACACCACGCCGAAGAUGAAGGUCGACCCGGAGAGCUACAGGGUCGAGGCUGACGGCGUGCACUGUACCGCUGCACCGGCGGAGGUGGUCCCGUUGGGGCAGACUUAUUAUGUUUACUGA